GAAAUCUUUCCAAAGUUAUAUUUAAUGUUGAAUAUCCAUCAUGUGUCGGUUAUAUCUUCCAUUUACAGAUACCAAAGUUAGCAUGCAUAUAUCCUUGUAAUGCUUUCCAAUUACAGAUAGGAAAGAGUAAUAUUUUUUUUAACAACACUUAAUGGUUGGCAUUUACUGUCAAAACCACCACAAAAAUCUAUCCAUUUCUCAACCUAAAAAUAGUAUAUAGUCUAUCAUCUUUUACAUCAAAGCAAAUUUAACCAACCAUAUUUUAAGGUGUUUCCUUGUUUUUCAACGGUCUCAAAAGUGUAAAUAAAAGUUAGACUUGCAAGGAACCAAAGUUUACAUCUUGGUUUUUUUGAAUUUCAACACCUUUGCAAGAAAAUUCUCAUCAAAAGGACUUUCUUGUAGCAUCAAACAUUAAGAUACAUUUUGCAACUCAAAAAAUAUAUAUAUAAUGAGUUUCCGAAACAGAGAUAGUUCUCCAAAGGAGACAGAUUCUCCAGUGGGAGAGAGGGAGAUUGACACAAGAGCACCAUUUCAAUCUGUCAAGGCUGCUAUUGGUUUGUUUGGUGAAGUUCGUGUCAACCGGGAUAGAAAUAAUUCUAUCAAGAGAAGAUCUUCAGAGAAUGUAUUGGAAAAGGAGACUCAGCUUCUCUUGGCUCAAAGAGAACUAAACAAGAUAAAGAAAAAGCUUGAAAGUGCUGAGAGUACAAAAGCUAAAGCGCUUAUCGAGCUUGAUAAGGCCAAUAUAACACUUCAAGAAUUGACAAAGAAACUCAACACUGUGAGAGAAUCAAAGCAAUCUGCAAUGGAAGAAAGUGAGGUUGUGAAGAAUCAAGCCAAAGAACUCGAAAAGGCGCUAUCACAGAAAGCGAUAGGGUAUGAAGCUUGGAAACAAGAACUAGAACAUGCAAGAAAGGAGUACACUACAACUGUAAAAGAACUAGAUGCUUCCAAGCAAGAACUUAACAAAAUAAGACAAGAUUUUGAUGCCGCUUUGGAGGCGAAAUUGGCUGCAUUUCAGAUGGCAGGAGAAGCUCAGCGUUCGGCGAAAUUGAACUCGGAAAAGAUCAAUGAACUCUCAAAGGAAAUUGCAACCAUGAAAGCAUCAAGAGAAGAACUCAAGCUAGCAACUGCACAAGCACAAGAAGAACAGAUUAAAGUGAUGGGAGAAAGAGAAGAAAAGUUAAACUUUUACAAAACUUCAAAGGAAGAAAUAGAUAAUAAAUUGAUGGAAGUGAAGAAUGAGUAUGAUCCUGAAGAAACACAAAGUCUCGAGGCGAAACUUGCUGAAACAAGUGCUGAAAUUCUGGUUCUUCAAGAGAAGAUAAAAGAGUUUCGUGAGUCUGAGAUGGAUUCUGUUGAGGUAAUAACUUUGGAAAUCAAAGAAGCAACAAAGAAACUGCAAGAAAUUUCUGAAGAAGAAGCUUCACUGAGAAACCUUGUGGAUUCCCUUAAGACAGAAUUAGAACAAGUGAAGAAAGAACAAGAGGAGCUUAAGGAGAAGGAACAAGCAGCGGAAGCUCUUGCUGCAAACCUAACUGGCGAACUACAAGGUAGCAAAGAAGAGGAAAAUUCUAUGGAAAACAAAGAAUCUAAUGAGAGUCAUUGUCAAGAAAUAGAAUUGAAAAUCAAGCAGUUAUCAUUCGAGACAGAAAAUGCAAGAAAAGAAGAAGAAGAGAUGAGAAUGAAAGCUCAGGAACUGAAACAAGAAGCUGAUAACUCCAAAGCUUUGUCUGAAGAAAUAGAAGUUAAACUAGAGGUUUUAUUUAAACAAGCUGAAGAAGCAAAAGCAGACGAAAAAAGAGCUGUUGAGGAGAUGAAGUUGUUGUCUGACGCACAAGGUAGUGUCUCCGUUUCUGAUUCCAGUGGUAAGAUCGUGUUGACAGUUAAUGAAUUUGCUGCUCUAAGUGGAAAAAUCAAUGAAUGUGAAGAUUUGAUUGAGAGGACAGAAACAACUGCAAUGGCUCAGGUGGAAGCAAUCAACACAAGAAGAAAUGAAGUGAACAAAAAAGUCGAAGCUAAUCUUCAAGCAAUCGAAGAAAUAAAAGCAGCAACAGAUUUGGCUUUGAGGAAUGCAGAGAUGGCAGAUUCAGCAAAACUUGCAGUUGAAGGUGAAUUAAAGAAGUGGCGUCAAGAAGAACAAAAAGGAGUACCUAGUUUGGAUAUCUCGGAUAACUCUUCAACACCGAUCUCGAUACAGAGCUAGAAGCUUUAAGUCUUUCAAGCUCAGAAUGGAUAGAGUGAAGUCUCGGGUCCAUCACAAAAUCACUUUGGUUGUAGCAUUGGCUUUUUCGUCUUUAUCUUGAGAGUUGAGAGGUUGCUUGCAAUACAAGAAUCACUUAUGUGUCACCAACUCUCCCAGUUCAAUAUGAAAGUUUGUCAAAGUUUCACUUCCACACAAAAUUGUGCAGAUGUGAAUGCUCAUGCUCAUUGUCAACAUCCUGGUUCCUUUAACAGACAAGUUUUAGCUGUUUCA
Medicago truncatula (barrel medic) is the source of this 2473-nucleotide messenger RNA. Its product is annotated as WEB family protein At1g12150. Gene Ontology annotation, biological process: chloroplast accumulation movement; chloroplast avoidance movement. Gene Ontology annotation, cellular component: cytosol. The transcript has 3 exons. Bases 449 to 2203 code for a protein of 584 amino acids. The record is from RefSeq and is a predicted model, not a curated record. NCBI's taxonomy places the organism in Eukaryota, Viridiplantae, Streptophyta, Magnoliopsida, Fabales, Fabaceae.